Molecule: messenger RNA, 6481 nt
Organism: Thunnus maccoyii (southern bluefin tuna)
Lineage: Eukaryota; Metazoa; Chordata; Actinopteri; Scombriformes; Scombridae
Product: microtubule-associated protein 1S-like
Exons: 8
Coding region: 452-3877 (1141 amino acids)
Biological process (GO): axonogenesis; regulation of microtubule depolymerization; dendrite development
Cellular component (GO): microtubule; neuronal cell body; cytosol
Molecular function (GO): microtubule binding; actin binding
Source: RefSeq, a predicted model, not a curated record
GUCCCAUGUUUGCUUCCCUUGGCUGCCUGCCUGUCUGUCUUUCUCUUUUCGAGCUUUUCUUUCUCUCUCUGCCUCCUCAGGGCAGAAGUAUCUGCGCCACAGUACCAAAGUGUUGGACACUCAGGUGCUGAUCAGUCCAUCUCAGGAGCAGGUUCAUUCUGAGGUGUUUGCUCUGCUGUCCAGGGAAUCGGCUCAUAAGCUGCUGAUCUUGACUGGCCAGAGUGUAGAGGAAAGUGGAGAUCUUUUGUUUCACCGAGGACUGUUCUCACCAAACCAGCUGAAACUAAUACUAACAAAGCAGUUCAUAGAUCAAGAGAGCUCUGCCUCCGCAAAGCUCAGCCUGACUCUCAGCUGUCCCAACAUCGGCCAGUGGAGGAAGACUCUUUUGGGAAACCAGCCUCUGCAGGGUCCUUUCACCCUCCACAUCAAUCCCCCAGAGGUGCUGCCUGCCAUGGAGGCCCUGGGGGAAUUCACCUCCAUCAUCUCUGGCACCCUUUGCCCACAAUCUCCCUUCGAGCUCCUGCCUCCUCCUACCACCGUGGGUUUCCUCAAGCUGUCCCGCCCUUGCUGCUAUGUGUUCCCUGCUGGCCGUGGUGACUGUGCCUUCUUCGCCGUUAAUGGGUUCACGAUGCUGGUGGAUGGUGGUUCGGACUCUCAGGCGUGUUUCUGGAAGCUGGUCCGCCACCUUGACCGAGUGGAUGCGGUUUUGUUGACACACAUUGGGACAGAGAACCUCCUUGGAGUCAACACCUUCUUGGAGAGGAAGGUGGCUGAGUUGGAGUUGCUCUCUGAUGUCAAAGAUGACUCAUCUAAGAGGCUGAUAUCCCCAGAGCUUGGAGUUGUGUUCUUUAAUGCCCCCAGCAGGUUGCAGGGGGAACAGCAACCUUGUGUGGAUAACGUACUGAAGAGCACACAGCAGGCAGCCCUAACCCUACAGUUGUUAAAGAAGUUAGAAAUCAGACCGCAGCCAUUGUUUCGACCGCAGGGGGCCCCCAUUGAGCCGCUAACCCUGUUCCAAAAGAUGGGAGUGGGACAGUUGGAUUUAUACAUCCUCAACCCAGGCAAAAAUGGCCAGGAGUACCAGACAUUCAUGCAAAACUGGCCUGACACAGUGUCAUCAGCAUCUAAAUCCAAUACUCUUCCCCUCACAGCCCUCACCUCAGUGUCAGCGUUGCUUGUGUGGCACCCAGCAUGCCCCCAGGAGAAGGUGGUUAGGGUGCUGUUCCCUGGUAUUACCCCACAGGCAAAACUGCUGCAGGGGCUGGAGAAGCUGAAGACCCUGGCCUUCCUCCAGAAACCCGCAGUGACCACUGGGGACCUGGAGAGGCUGGGGGAAGACAGAAAGGCUAAAAGGACAGAGAGUCAGGACAGUAGCAGGUCACAAGGGAAGGAAGCAACUACCAAACAAGGGAAAGAACGAGGAGUUAGAGAAGAGGUGCUGGUGAAGGAAAAAGGAAAAGUUUUAAAUGGAGUUGAUUUAAGAGAUGUUGAUAAAACCAAAAUCAAAGAGACAGGUGUAAAGCAAAAAGCAACACUGUCAGAGAAGAAUACUUCAAAGAAAGGAGGUGGUAAGGAUGAAAAAAAAGAGAGGAAGACUGGCAACAGAGAGGAGAAUGGUGUUACGAAGAAUGAUCAGGGGAAAAAGGAUGCUGUCCCUUCCAAACCAAAGAAUGAAAAUAAAACUAAGCUCAAAAAGGAAGCAAAAAAUGACUCUAAAACAGGGGUGAAGAAAAUAAAGACACCAUCUGGAAAGGAGGCAAAUGAUAGCAAGAAGGCACAUGUAAAGACAGAAUUGCCAAGUAACUCAGCAAAACCAGAUGCUGGCACUGCAUUAGAAAUCCCAGAACCAGAGGGCCCUGAUAGGGAGCAGCAGAAUCAAAAACUGGAGAAAGAGCCUGAAGAGAUACCCUGUGGAUCCAAAACGUCUACCCCUGAGGAUAUGACUGAUGAUUUUCUCAGGCUCCAGGAGGAAACAGGAGGAGAAAAGACACAGGUGGAAACAGCAGAUAAAGGAAAGCAGAAAAGCAGUGAGUCAGGAAAUGAAAAAAGCCUGGGAGGUUUGAGCAAAGAAACAAGUAAUGAGGCUGCUGAUACAGCAGCUGAAGAGGCAACAGGUGGCGAAGGGAUAACUAGAGAGGAGAGUGGUGAUAAUGGAGUGCAAGAGAGUGCCCAAACUGGAGAGAAAGCUGGAACUGCUAGCAAACCAGCAAAGGUUGUAGGCUUUCCCUCUCCUCUGGACAAGGCACCAAAGAGCGAUCGCACUGUCCAGUUAGACUUGACCCCAACUGAGUACACUCUCCUGGAUGGGGCUUUGAGAAACAGCCCUCCCUCGCGAUCAUCUCCAGAGAACCAGGCCCCCGUCAGCCUUGAGGAGGAGACCGUGGAGCCUGCCUCCCCUGACUCACGCCCCAACAGCGCAGGCCAUACUCCCUACUGUCUGUCCCCGGAUGAUGUGUGGUGUAACAGGGCUACACUCAGCAGGUUACAGGCCCAGAUGGGCGACUUAGAGUCAACUGAUGUCAACCAGGCAAAUGAAUCAUCCAGGCAAAGUGAGGGGCAGCAGGGCCAGCCCAAAAGUGCUCAAGAGAGCCACACAAACCCCAGAGAGAAGCACCUGAGUUUCCUUUCUCUGGGUUCAUUAAAAGAAGGAGCCUCUGACCCCUCUCCCUCUGUGGCCACCACCACCACUACACACUCAAUGCCAGCAGAGGUGAGCUCGCCUCAGUCCACAGAAGUAGAUGAAUCCCUAUCCAUGUCCUUUGAGCAAGGACCCACAACUGUGAGCCAGAGAGAGUCUGAUGAUGGUAUUCAUCACUCCAACGGAAGCCAUUUUGUGGGGAUGUCUUUACCAAUGAAGAAGCCUCCUAGAUCUUUAGGUCCAGAGAUGGGGCGGCCUCCAGCUCCUAACACCCUCCAUUUUGAGGGGUCAGCUCAUGACGUGGACCUAUGUCUGGUUUCCCCCUGUGAGUUCAAGCAUUUCAAAGUGCCCGACUGCAGCUCAGGUGCCAGCGAGCCCUCUAAAGGAGCCUUCGGUGCACAGCAUCACGGCAAUAACAAUAACCCCAGGGACAUAUCACCCAGUGAAUCAAAUGCCCCUGUCUGCAUGGAGGACUGCCCGUCAACCACAGCGGAUGGAGCUCUGGAUUCGGAUGAGGACGAGUCGUGCAGUGAGCCGACUAACUCCCCUCACGAUCUCCAUGGCAGUCAGACUCUGCCCCCGGACCCUCUUCCAGCCCCCCUCAGGGACAGUCCACCCCUGCCUCCACAUCCUGACGCCUCCAUGCCUGUUCCUCAGUCUGACACUGAUGCUCAUGGAAAGAAAGCAAAAGCCACUGGCAUGCGAGGGAAGAAAACACCAGGGAUUUCUGAGGGCUCCCAAAGACCAGGCUCAGGGAAAACCAGGACAAGUGGAGUCACAAAGGCAACCAAGGAUAAUGUUGCAUCUACACGUACGCCUUCCUCCAGCACCCGCUCAGCACCAGCAAAAUCAUCUCCCAAUACAGGCUCGAAGUCUACCGCUGCUGGAGAAUUCAGUAUGUUCGUGGACCUGGCCUAUAUUCCCUCUGGAGCCUCCUCUUCCACAGUCAGUGUGGACUUCUUCAGAUGUGUUCGAUCCUCUUGUUACAUCAUCAGCGGUGACAGUCCGGAGAGGGAGGAGCUUAUGAGGCAUACGCUGGACGCACUACUGGAUGGGAAGAUAUCCUGGUCUGACCCUAUGCAGGUGACAGUGAUCCCUACUUUUGAGUCCGUGUCCAUGCAGGAGUGGUACCAGCAGACUCUGGACAGACAGAAGGAGCUGGGCAUCACCGUCCUGGGAUCCAACAGCACUGUCGCCAUGCAGGACGAGACCUUUCCUGCCUGCAAGAUAGAGUUCUAAAGGCCGAGGAGAUGAGGAAUCUAAUACUAGGAGAUGGAGAGUGAGGCUGAAUAUUUGCUAAAUGAGGAAAAUGUGAGUGUGAGAGAAAGAAAAAGAAAGAGUUGAGAGCUGAGGGAGAGACAGAGAUAGAGUUUAAAACAGAGUAAAGGGGAUCAUGGGGUCCCGUAACUGAGUCAGCAAUGACAUCGGGCCCUCAACCAAUCCCUCCUGGUUUAUUACGUCUUUGUGGAUUACUUUUGCACUAAAAAGCCCUUAUUUCUCUCUUCAUCCUAACACCCAGUUUUUCAAGGAAAACACACAUCCCUGUGGAGAGUAUUGCAUGUAUUCUUUGACCCAUGACCCUGUGCAGAGCAGGAGAGGAGAACACACCAGUUGCAAGAGAAGCCUGUUGGGCUGCGAGAAUGUAGAUCCACAUGAAAGCUGAUGUUGUAGAUUAGUCAGAAUAGUUAGCAUACACGGGGCACUAUGUGUAGGCUUGAUUUCUUAAUGCAUUCAGCACUGAAGUGUGAUAGUAGUCUGUGUUUCUGGGCACAUUUUGCUGCUUUUAAUGCAACAUUUACAAGUCCGCUUGAGAGGAAUUUAAAGAUUAUCCAGCAAAUCAAACCACUACUACGGAUUUCACCUAACAGCAAACCUGUGUAAGCUUUUGUUAGUGAGAGCAUUGCAUUUCUCUUAGUUCAUAAAAUUAUACUUUUCUGAUCAGAAAAUGUCUGUAUUGUAAAAAGAAAGUCUUGCAUUGUACUUUCAAUUAAAUCACAUUCACAGUGUACAGUCAGGUGUGUGUAGUGAACACUGUAAGCAGACAUGAGGUGAACUGUGCUGUGUGUUGUACCUGCUUUAAAAAAAAAGUAUUGUGCCACUGUGGCUUCACUGUAAACCUUGAGAUCUAUGCUGAGCAAACAGACUCUCAGAAACACUUUGACCUAACGUGAUUGUCUGCCGUGAAUGAGCGAUAAUCUGAGAUUGCUUAAUCUGAGUGUGCAAAGACAAAUCUGUCAACAGGGAUUAGAGUGCCAGAUUAAAUUUAAUAGCAUUACAGCAAUCAUCCUAUUAAAGGCGGUACUGUAAUUGUAAUCUAUUACAAGCGCUUCAAAUCAUACUAAUCAGGAACUGGACAGCAAAUGCUUUCGUGGAAAUGCCUGUUAUUUUUUAUGUUAAAGGUGAUGACAUGUAUUUUGAUUGGCGAUAUACUGUAACUAUACAGUAUAUUGUGGACAAAUAUUUUGCACAGCAUGAAUUGAUGGUUUAGUCACAGUAAUGGCAGCUUUUCAAGGUUUAGUCUGUAAAUAAGAAAGAAACUAUUGAAAUCUGAUUCUAUUUAUAUUUGAAGGCAAAGUAAUCAUGAAAAUGAAAGUCAUCAAUUAUCACACCACUGAACUGGUGUAAUUAAAUGCACUACAGUACACUGUAACACUUUAUUUUACAGGUUCAUAACUUCCUAGAAAUUUUAAUGGAAUAAACUGUCAUUUGGUUAAUUCCAAUUAAUUUCUAGCAUAUAAUUUAGAAUGUACAAAGUCAGCUGGACAUGCAAAAAUGUCAAAUUUGUUCAUAAAGGUAAGCAUACAACUUUUUUUUCAAUGUCUUUUAAUAAUAAAUGAAUAAUGAAUUAAUAUUUACUUUCUUUCAAGAUAAUUCACAUUUAUUUAUACUCUCAACACAACUAGAAAAAGCUCAGAAACUCAGAACCUCGCUUCUGUUUUUCUUGACAUUAAUACCAAGUAACAGAUUUUUCCUCAACUUUAUAGGAAAUGUUUAGGAAAUUACAGACCUGUAAAAUAAAGCAGUACUCUGUACACUUAAAAUGCAAUUUCAAGUGAGUAAAUGGAAAUUUGUAAUGUAAUGAAUUGCCUUGAAGCCUCUCCAGGCCUGCCUGUCAAUUGUUUUUCCUUACAUUUCCUUUCACCCCACUCUGGAUGUCCAAGAAUGGCUUGUCAUAUUCUGGUGAGAUAAAUGUUUUGCCUUUUAAAGGAUUAAUUCACACAAAUGUGAAGCUGGCAUACAGAAUUCCUUCAGUACCAAAGCAUGAGAGCACAAAGACACCACUGUCCAUAUUCCUCUCCUUCUGAAUGCUGCCUCCAAAUACAGAAAAUAAAAUGUAAUGUGUCGUUUUAAUUCAGUAUCUCUAAAUGAUCUGAAAGAUAUUUUGUAAUGGUAUAAAUGCACUGUUAAAGUUUCAUCGUGGAAUUGUACUUUCCUGGAGAAGGAUGCUAAUUAGUUUUAUUUUGUGUAAUCAUCUCUUUUUUUGUCACUUUCUGUCUUUUUUCAGCAAAAUUCUCCCAGGUAAAAUUUUUAAAUUGGAAUUGGGGGGGUUGAACUAGAUUUGUAACCAUGGGCAACAAUGACUUGAACCCCAAAAUAGCCAAGUGAACUGUAACUGUGUGUACGUGUCCCGCAUGUAUAAAAUAUGUACUGUAUGUCGUUUCAUUCAUGAUAUUCAUGAAGACAGAGAGCAAAAGCAUUGUGAGAGAGUGGAGGCAGAGCAGCGUGGUCGGAUGAAAACCGUUCACUUUGUAAUUGUCUGUGAGUACAUGCAGUACCAAUGUCAAAAUGUGUGGGGUUGUGGAGCUGGGAGUAAUGUAUGAAUAAAGAAUGUGCAUCACCAUU